Messenger RNA from Pygocentrus nattereri (red-bellied piranha), 3221 nucleotides. It is a transcript of the gene ythdf3, whose product is annotated as YTH N(6)-methyladenosine RNA binding protein 3. Gene Ontology annotation, molecular function: N6-methyladenosine-containing RNA reader activity; mRNA binding. The record is from RefSeq and is a predicted model, not a curated record. The coding region runs from base 380 to 2188 and encodes 602 amino acids. Lineage: Eukaryota; Metazoa; Chordata; Actinopteri; Characiformes; Serrasalmidae. The transcript has 5 exons. Gene Ontology annotation, biological process: mRNA destabilization. Gene Ontology annotation, cellular component: cytoplasm.
GGAAAACUGCCAUUAUACGUCGUGACUUUUCCUCGUCAUCGGCGGAAGGUCAGCGAACACAACCGGAAAGCAAGACUACUACCCCGAUCCGCCAUUGUGGAGCAAAAGUGGGGGGAAAAACGGAAGGGUUGCUGUUUUACUCCCCAUCGGACGACACGCUGAGUGAAUGUUUCGGAGCGACUCGAGUCCCAUUCUACAGUCCAGCAAGUCGACAUCCGUGGCCUCCGUCGUCUAAAGCGUGAGAGAGCCGGUGGAGUUGGCCGAGGCGCAGCGGGGACAGAGCGAGAGCCAAGCGAGGAUACAGCGCACAGGUAGCGGGCAGCAGUGGCAGCAGAGACCGUGGACACGCAGCACAGCAAGCAGCUCGGGCUCCUGGAGGAUGUCUGCCACAACUGUCGACCAGAGACCUAAAGGACAAGGAAAUAAAGUGCAAAACGGUUCAAUGCAUCAGAAGGAUGCUGUAAAUGAUGACGACUUUGAGAAUUACUUAAGCAGCCAGACAAAUCAGAGUAAUAGCUACCCACAAAUGUCUGACCCCUACAUGCCCAGCUAUUAUGCCCCAUCCAUCGGAUUCCCUUACUCUCUGAGUGAAGCUACUUGGUCUACCGCAGGAGACCCUCCUAUGCCCUACUUGACCACUUAUGGACAGAUGAGCAAUGGUGAGCACCAUUUCAUCCCGGAUGGAGUAUUCAGCCAGCCUGGAGCUCUAGGCAAUACACCUCCUUUUCUCAGCCAACAUGGAUUUAACUUCUUUCCUGGCAAUGCAGACUUUUCCACCUGGGGCACCAGUGGCUCACAGGGACAGUCUACGCAGAGCUCAGCGUACAGCAGCAGCUACGGCUAUGCCCCCAGCUCUCUGGGCAGGGCCAUUGCGGACGGACAAGCAGGGUUUGGCAGUGACACGCAGCUUAGUAAAGUUCCGGGUCUCAGCAGUAUCGAUCAGGGCAUGGCUGGACUCAAGCUUGGGUCCGACAUGGCGGCUGUCACUAAAACUGUGGGUUCUCCUCUUGGAGGAACCGCAGGUAUGAGCAGUAUGGCAGCCAACAGCAUGCCACCUGUAAGCUCUUCUGCUCCUAAGCCCACAUCAUGGGCAGCUAUAGCUAAAAAACCUGCUAAGCCACAACCUAAGCUAAAGCCUAAAACCAAUACUGGUAUGGGAAGUGGUGCUGUGAUUCCUCCUCCUCCUAUAAAGCAUAACAUGAACAUUGGUACUUGGGAUGAUAAAGGCUCCAUCACAAAGCCACCCCUUGCUCAGCAGAUGCUGCCACCUCAGCCCCUGGUGCAACAACAGCUCCUGGCCCAGCCUCAGCCCUUAUUGCAAAGCCCACUGCCUCCACAGCCUCAGCACCAGCAGCUCCAGCUGCAGUCCCCCCAGCCUCCUCAGCAGCUCCCCCCAGGUCCCCCUCACCCUCUCCAACACCAUCCCUCUCAGCCUGGUCCCCCUCAGCCCCCGCACCCACUCCCUCAGCAGAACGCACCACCUCAAAACCGUUGGGUGGCCCCAAGGAACCGGGUCGCGACCUUCAACCAGAACAGUGGGGCUGAAAGCUUUGGUCUGGGUCCUGGCCUUCCCUUGAGUACCUCGCCCUCCUCCAGUGAGGUCCACCCCGUGCUGGAGAAACUCAAAGCCCUCAACAAUUACAACCCCAAAGACUUUGACUGGAACUUGAAGAACGGACGGGUAUUCAUAAUCAAGAGCUACUCGGAGGACGACAUCCACCGCUCCAUCAAGUACUCCAUCUGGUGCAGCACCGAGCAUGGCAACAAGCGCCUGGACGCCGCCUACCGCUCACUGGGGGCCAAGGGCCCGCUUUACCUGCUGUUCAGUGUCAAUGGCAGUGGCCACUUCUGUGGUGUGGCCGAGAUGAAGUCCACAGUGGACUACAAUGCCUAUGCCGGCGUCUGGUCUCAGGACAAGUGGAAGGGCAAGUUUGAAGUGAAAUGGAUCUUUGUCAAGGACGUGCCCAACAACCAGCUGCGGCACAUCCGCUUAGAAAACAAUGAUAACAAGCCCGUCACCAACUCCAGGGACACUCAGGAGGUGCCCCUAGAGAAGGCAAAGCAAGUGCUUAAAAUUAUUGCUACUUUCAAGCAUACCACCUCAAUCUUUGACGAUUUUGCACAUUACGAAAAGCGGCAGGAGGAGGAGGAAGCCAUGCGAAGGGAGCGAACUAAAAAUAAACAGUAACCUUACAGAGGUCUCCCUGCUAGAACUUCAACACUAAUAAUGUAGAACCUUGAAUAUUGCCUAACCACAGAGGAAGAAGGGGGUUCUGAUCUAUUUUCUGCUGAAGACCAUGUAUGAACACUUAACACAACCAUGGACUAUUUGUGUCAAUUUUUGAUGCAUCUGCCCUUACUCUUGAGUCUCUCACAAAAAAAAAAAGAAUUACUGCAAAUUGCUCACUUAAAACUGUAUCUUUAAGCACUUUGUCCUUCUAAAAGCUUCUACCAGUUACCCUUAAUAACUCUCACCGGACUUCUGUUUGGUAUUAACUGACUAACCUGUGUAGUUGGUUUGGAGGAGUAUUUCACCAGACUUAUUUUUUAGGUUGAUCAUUUCUUUGUUUUUUGUUAUUUGUUUGUCUGUUUUUUGGUUCUUUAAUUUGGGUUUUUGUAACUUUCCUCACAAUUUCAGCGCUCUGCACUCGAGCGCCCUCAGAGGAGACAACAAAAAGCAUAUGUAUAAUGACAAAUCUUUACUUGAAUCUGUGAAGCUGUGUGAUUUUCUCCAGUUAGAGAGCAGGACUGAGGGCAAGGCGUUCAUUUCCGCCUGACAGAAGUUGGAAUCAUGUCCGUUGUUGUAGACUGAAUCCCCUCCACCACCCCUCUCCCAUUGUAUCAGCAUCAGUUUGUGUACCAAAAGAUAAUAAUUAUGCAGCUUGGUGGACGACACCAGUUAAUGCACAUUUUUUUUUUUUGUUUGUUUUUUUGUUUGUUUUUUUUUUUUUCCUUGUACUUGUCAUUCAAAAGUGCAUUUGUCUAAGGAGAAGCUCGCUCUCUGAUGCCAUACCCUCACAGCUGCCCGCUCCUCUAAAGUCUAUGUACCUCACUCUGAAGCAGGCCUCGUGCUCGCCAGCACCUCUGUGAUGCUUUCGGGAAAACUCCACUCACCCACACGACCCCAGCCCCCAUCCUGGUGGGUUUUGUCCCGAACGCAGGAGCAGUCUUCUCCUUUAGUGACUCACUAGCUAAAUAAACAUUAUCCAUGUUUAGCGAUA